CGACAAUUCCGCUGACCUGACACGUGUUAGUAGACUGUGAGGAGUUGUUUUGGGGUUCGGAAAAGCCAAAAGAAUUGGGAAGUUGGCGGAACCUAGAAGAUUCCCUAAGGAUGAAGCUGAAUCUUACCAAGGUCGUUAAUGGGUGUCGUCUUGGGAAAAUUCAAAACCUGGGCAAAGCAGGCAACUGCAGCAUGGACAUUCCAGGAUGCCUUUUGUAUACCAGGACUGGCUCUGCCCCACACCUGACAGAUCAUACACUGAACAAUAUCCAUGGGGUUCCGGCCAUGGCUCAGCUCACGCUGUCAUCUCUAGCAGAACAUUAUGAAGUCUUGGCAGAAUAUAAGAAAGGAGUUGGAAACUUUAUAGGCAUGCCAGAGUCGCUUUUAUACUGCUCUCUGCACGAUCCAGUCAGCCCCUGCCCAUCUGGUUAUGUGACAAACAAGUCAGUGUCUGUCUGGGGUGUCGGAGGACGAGUGGAAAUGACCGCCUCCAAGUUUAUGGAAAUUCAGCAGGCCCUGCAACCCGACUGGUUCCAGUGCCUCUCAGAUGGAGAGGCAUCUUGUGAAAAAUCAGCUUCCAUAAAAAGGGCUAGAAAAGCUGUGGACCGGUCCCUUUUAUUUCUGGACAACUGUCUGCGGCUACAGGAAGAGUCAGAGGUCCUUCAGAAAAGUGUGAUCAUUGGCGUCAUUGAAGGAGGCGAUGUGAUGGAAGAGAGGCUGAGGUCGGCACGAGAGACAGCCAAGCGCCCUGUAGGAGGUUUCCUUCUAGAUGGCUUUCAAGGGAAUCUAAGAACCUUGGAGACCAGACUGCACAUGCUGUCAUCUGUCACUGCGGAGCUGCCAGAGGACAAACCCAGGCUCAUCUGUGGGGUUAGCCAGCCAGAUGAGGUGCUGGAGUGUAUUGAAAGAGGAGUGGACUUAUUUGAGAGUUUUUUCCCUUAUCAAGUAACAGAGAGAGGGUGUGCCUUGACUUUCAGCUUUGAUUACCAGCUGAAUCCUGAGGAGACAAUAUUACAACAAAAUGGUAUACAAGAAGAAAUAAAGUGCAUGGAUCAAGUAAAGAAAGCUAAAACAACUGGUUGCAACCAAGAAAUGACAUCAUUUGAAAUUAAUCUGAAGGAAAAAAAGUAUCAAGAAGACUUCAACUCAGUGGUAAGAGGGUGUUCUUGCUACUGCUGUAAGAAUUACACUCGUGCAUACAUCCACCAUCUGCUGGUGACCAAUGAGCUCCUGGCAGGGGUCCUGCUUAUGAUGCACAACUUUGAACACUACUUUGCAUUUUUCUGCUCUAUCCGAGAAGCACUAAAAAGUGGUAACCUGGCACAGUUGAAAGAGCUCAUCUAUAGGCAAGCGUCUUGAGAUCUGGCAAAUACGAAUCUCCCACGGAGCUCGUACCAUUAACAUCAGAAGAAAUGAAGAAGAAAUGGUGUUCAUCUUAACCAUUUAUACUUGGGAAUGAAAUCAGCUGGACUAAAGAACAUUUUCAAAUUGCUGACAUGAGGAUGAAGAGAUGUCUUCUAAAGACUUAAAUGGCCUAUAUUGGUCAAAAUGAAUUGAAUCAUGAACCUUGAAAAUUUAUAGGUGCUCUCUCUAGUUGAUAGAGAUUCAUUUAGUCAAAAAUAAAAGCUUUAGAUGUGGGGACACACCCUUGAAAGGGAUGAUGAUGUUUUAAAUCAAGACCAUUGAGAUGGGAGCAAAGGAGAUGAUUGUGUAGUAGUAUAACCUUUGUAGACAACACUCCUACUGACUGGAGGAGGAAUCUGACUGUAAGUUUGCUUUGUUUUAGUCCUCAUGCUCAGGAGGCUCUUGUGGAUCCUUUUACCCUCCAUGCUGCCCUGACAGGGCCGUCACUCAGAAAGGACUUCUGUGACUUAACCUUCCAUAUCCCUCUCUGGUAGGUGGGGCUCAAACAUACUCCUGUGAUCAGGUAGCAGAGGUCACACUGCUUCAUUUGGCUGCUUGAUCUGUUUGUGACAUUUCUUCCUAGAGUAGUGUUGGAAACCAAGAGUUAGUCUUGCUGUUUUAUCUGGUUGUUCGGAUCCAAUGUGGUCUGCCCUCCACAUUCAUAAAUACUGUAGUCUAACCACAUGAUGACUGUAGCCCUAUUACUUGUGGAGAUUCAUUCACAAGUGUUUUCUUGGAUAGACCUCUGAAAGAAAUUACAAGAUCAGUUUCAGUCCUUCUAGUCACUUUUAUCAGCUUCGAUGCCUGGGUAAAUUAUGUGACCUCUUCAUUCUGAUUUCUUCCUAACGGGACAGAUACUGUAGUUAGGAUGAAAUCAACCUCUUAAGAUUCUUAUAGUUGCUUGAAAACCAAAAAGUGUAGAUUAGAAUCUUAGUCAUACUUGUUACUCUUGUUUUUUUUUUUUUUAACACUGCUGGCCUGAACUAAUCAUAAUAAUGCAGUAGCACCAGGAGACAGGCACCAGUAGAUAUAUCUAAAACUAAGCAGAUUAGACUGGUUUUAGAAAUGGUUGGUAAAUUGGCAUCAGAAGAUCCCAAGGCAAGGGGCAUCCUUCUAGGGUCCACUCUGAUUUUAUGAUUUUUGUUAUAAUAUUUUUCUUGAUGUUAUAUAGGGAAUUUUUAUUUUCUUUGUGCUUUCUGUAUUUGUCAGUUUUUAUAAGGAUCACAUGUAUAUUUAUAUAUAUAUAUAGCUUUUAUUUAAUUAAAAGCAAAAAUCAAGGUAUCUUUUUACAAAAAUAGGAAAUAUAUUUCUUUCAUACUGUUUUAUAUUUUGCUGUUUUUCAAAUUUUAGUGGGUGUUACUGAACAUCGUGUCUAGCCAUUAUGUGAAAAACUAUGUUGUCAGUUGUAUAGCUUCUCCAUGAGUGGCAAAGGAUACUUGUGGAAGGUAGAAUUUCUGUUCUCAUGGAUUUGUCUUGAAAUGAAUUGUUUUUGUACUUGUUCAUAUGUUACUAUUCUUCAUUGCCAGCCCAUUGAUGUGAAGUACUAGGCAAUAUCUAUGAAUUUCUAUAAAACUUAUCUUUUAUUUAUGUCCAAGGCACUAGAGAUUCUGUUCAGCAUUGUUCAGUUUCCUUGAUCUUUUUCUUAUUAGCACAUUUGAAAAAAGUUUUCUCUUUCUUAACACAGAAAACCUAUUAAAGGCAAUAGUCAAUAAACAUUUUAAGUUAAAAAGAA
Molecule: messenger RNA, 3135 nt
Organism: Dipodomys ordii (Ord's kangaroo rat)
Lineage: Eukaryota; Metazoa; Chordata; Mammalia; Rodentia; Heteromyidae
Gene: Qtrt2
Product: queuine tRNA-ribosyltransferase domain containing 1
Exons: 9
Coding region: 111-1358 (415 amino acids)
Molecular function (GO): tRNA-guanosine(34) queuine transglycosylase activity
Source: RefSeq, a predicted model, not a curated record